Harmonia axyridis is the source of this 2243-nucleotide messenger RNA. Its product is annotated as GPI ethanolamine phosphate transferase 1-like. The transcript has 2 exons. The record is from RefSeq and is a predicted model, not a curated record. NCBI's taxonomy places the organism in Eukaryota, Metazoa, Arthropoda, Insecta, Coleoptera, Coccinellidae. Gene Ontology annotation, biological process: GPI anchor biosynthetic process. Gene Ontology annotation, molecular function: mannose-ethanolamine phosphotransferase activity. The coding region runs from base 306 to 2126 and encodes 606 amino acids. Gene Ontology annotation, cellular component: endoplasmic reticulum membrane.
AUUUUGUAUGCAUGGAGUUACUAUCCAGUAAAAUACGAUACCGUUUUUGAACAAAGCACCAACACUUGGUGUGUAGCUGGUGCAGAAUGUAUUGAGGAUAUAUUCACUCGAUAUAGGACUAAAAAUAUGCAGGCAACAUAUUCACAGUGAUUUUGCCAAAUCUUGAUACAGUUGCCCAUAACUAUUAUCACAAAUAUUCAAAAGAAGUGAGAAAUGUGGACUUACACAUCAAAAACAUAACGAAGAUAUUCGGAAAAAUAUUUAAAGAUAACAAAACUACCUUUCUAGUAACUUCAGAUCAUGGUAUGAGACCAGAUGCUGGACACGGAUCAAAUUAUCCAACAGAAAGAGCUUCACCAUUAAUUUGUUGGGGCGCUGGUAUUCACAAAGAUCAGAAAAGAAAAAAUGUGCGUAACAUAGACAUAGCACCACUAAUUUCUGCUUUACUUGGAAUCAAUUUUCCCAGCAAUUCUAGAGGAAUUAUUCCAAUAGACUAUUUGGAUAUUUCUCUUGAAGAGAAGUAUAAACUACUCUUGAAUAAUCUUCAUCAAAUCUUCUAUAUUUAUGAGAGGAGAAAUGGAAGACUAUCAAAAGGAACUCUGAUCUACCGAAAUCAUUUGACUAUGCAAAAAAUCAAAAAUCGACUCAUAGAAAUGUCAAUAACGAAUGGAACAAUUACAAAUGAAACCUUUACAAAAAUUCGAGAUUCAAUCCAGAUGGUUUUGGAUGCUAUACAGUAUGAUGAAUUAUACUUCACAUAUAACAUCAUAUUUUCAGGAUUACUCGCUGUAUUGUUUUGGAUUCUUUAUUUAUUCUCCAUAAUUCCAGGAGAAAUUCCUGAAAAUAAGAAGGAAUAUUUCAUAACAAAGAAAUUCAUUCUACUUGUAAUUUUUUACUUCAGUUGUAUCAGCUCUGUUGUAUACUCUGAAACAUUUUUCUUUGCUUACUAUGCUUUUCCAAUAGGUUCUUUCUGUCUUUUGAUGAAUAACUACAAAAAAUUUCUUAGCCUUUUUUAUAAAAGUUAUACGUGUCCUCCGUUGGUUUUGAUUGCAUUCUUCUUGUAUUUCUAUAUAUCAUUGAUAUUAGGUUUUUAUAGACACCAGUACUUUUCUGUGACAUUUUUUAUUAUGUCUCUCCUUUCUUACAUCUUACCUUUCACCAAUCCAAAGUAUUCUGGUGCGUGGAAUCAUACAUGGGCCAUCCUUUGUGUAAUUUUAUCCUUGUUUUCUUCUAUUUCAUUCAACUCGACAUCAGAAAUAGGAAGUUUAUUGAUACUUACUGGUUGUGUCCUAUGGCAUUUAUCCAGUUUAUAUUAUUUUUUCGAAAUUAUCAUAAAUAAGGAAGGUUUUCAUGUAACAAGUGGACAAUAUCUUAUAAUAUUAGUACAGAACCUUUGUUCAUUUUCAGCUGUCAUGAUUCGUUUCGGAACACCUCCUAUUGAAGAUUGUUACAAAUUUGUGAUACUUAUUGUAUUAAUUCCUCUAGUCUUGAUUCCUUUCUCGAUGAAAAUAGCAGAAUUAAAAAUUUUUACCAUUUUUCUGGGAGUUAUUCCAGUUUUGAUUAUUAUUUCUCUUCCUCAGGAUCUUUUAGUACUUUCAGUAUUUUCAAUGCUUUUAAUAAAUUGUUAUUCGAUAGUGAAAAUUGACGGUAGCAGUUAUACUACACAAUAUUUACAAUACUUUAUCGUUUGUUUGAUCAUUAUUGGAAUGAAUCUUUUCUGCUUAACAGGAAUCGUGAACUUGUAUAAUUUAGAUUACCCUAGAUGGAUAAACAAUAGUGAAAAAUAUGAAUGGGUCAAAUAUGAUAUUUAUAUAUUGAAAUUUUUUUUAUCUAUCGUUCUCACAGGUUGUAUUUUGCGAUAUAUUUUCCUUAAAACGGGAAUGGAAUUGAAAACAUGCUUCAUUUUCCUGGAAAUAUUUUUCAGUUCAAUGUUGUUCCACAUCAUUUUAAGAAUAAGGAACAGUGGAUCUUGGUUACAAAUGGGAACAAGCUUCAUAAAUUUCAUUAUUGUGAACUUUUUUCCUUUGUUUUCAAUUCUAUUCAUUCAGGCUGCUCACUUUCUGAUGGAUUUUGGAUUUCCUUUUUUGUUUGGUGAGAAACUCUUAGCUUUUACCAAUAGUAUAUAAUUCAAACAACUACUCAUUUUUAAGUUUAAUGCCUUCAUAUCAUUAAUAAUCAAAGUAUUAUAAGCAGGUCAAUGUGAAUUCAUAAAAUAAUUUAAUAAACAACAUUUUUAUAAGGAA